This is a messenger RNA of Sclerotinia sclerotiorum 1980 UF-70, 9759 nucleotides long. RefSeq lists its product as hypothetical. The record is from RefSeq and is a predicted model, not a curated record. The transcript is spliced from 3 exons. Gene Ontology annotation, biological process: fermentation. Bases 1 to 9759 code for a protein of 3252 amino acids. Gene Ontology annotation, cellular component: membrane. NCBI's taxonomy places the organism in Eukaryota, Fungi, Ascomycota, Leotiomycetes, Helotiales, Sclerotiniaceae.
AUGGCGAGCAGUAGUGGCUUGACGGCGUCCCCUUUGCGACCUGAUUUGGCCUUCAAUUGGGUUUUCCUUAUUGAGUUGAUUGUCUGCGGAAUUGUGACACUGUUCUUCCUUUUCUAUUUCAAUCGCGUGUUCGCUGCCGUCGUAUCAUGGGGUCUUCGAGUGUGGGCAUGGCGUCAAUAUCGAGUUUAUAUCGACAUUCAAGCCUUACAAAUCUCCCUCCUUGGGGGGCGCGUGUUCUUGAAGGGUGUUAGAUAUCAUGGCAACAAUGAAACUAUAUUGAUACAGAAUGGAUAUAUCACAUGGACAUAUUGGCUUCGCAACGUGAGGGAAUUGGAUUUGAGGAAUGAUGAUUUUACGAAGGGGCAUGAGUCGACGGUUAAUACUGAUAUUGAUCAGGAAGGGGUCCCAAAAGAAAAUAAGAAACUGCCGUGUCGAAUCAAUGUCGUCUUGCAUGGGGUCGAAUGGUUUGUAUACAACCGAAGUGCGGCAUACGAUGCCAUUAUUUCUGGGAUUGCCGGAGAGCGUGAGAAAUCAGAUCAUGUCGCGCAUAGUCAUGGAGAUGAUUCCUCUCAGCACGUGAGACUAAGGAAAAAGGGCAUUGUAGACGAUCAUGGGAAUGCACGAGAUUUUUCCAAAGAGACGAAAAGCGAUUCUCCAACCGGGCCCUCUCAUAUGGAAGAAAAGAUUGAGAUUGGAACACCCCAUGUAGAAGGGAGGCCCGGUAGAUCCCCAGCGCGCUCCCAAACAGUUGAUGCUAUUGGAAGUAACUCAUCCCAUGCUACCGUGGAAUCCACUUUCUUGCUUAGGUUUCUCCCUGUCCACGUUGAUUGUUCCAAAGCUGCAUUGGUACUAGGAAAUGAAAACACUAAGAGCGUGCUCGUUGCUAAGAUGGACAAGGCCGAGGGUGAGCUGGACGCCUCGGCGUCCACCAAACUGGAUCAAUAUAGGCAACUCAUAAACUUUCGCUUCCACCAUCCUGUUAUACAAAUGCAACCGAAUCAUGACUACAAGGAAGAUCAGACCUCGGCUGCCUCCCGAAUUAAGCGCGGCGAUCUUAAUCAUUCAGAUCCCAGUACACGUCGCGCCCAUUCUCACAACUUUUUCCAUCACCAGCGCAAAAGGGCAUGGCAUACUAUUCAAUACCUCGUACCUUAUUUUAAAACUUCAGUGGAGUCUCUCUCGUCGAUCCAUGACAGCCGCUUAAAUUCACCUACUCAAGGAUGCCCUAAUCCAGGCAACUGGCAAGGACUUUCUAGAUAUCUGGAUGAGAGUGGGCAGGACGACAAGGCACAGUGGUCCUCCAACGAAUAUGCAACAGUCACCACUAUAGUUGAUAGUCCUAAGGCAACAAUGAACUUUUAUUGGGAUGUCCCAGGCAAGGUUCAACGACGUAGUGAGGUGUCAAAAUCAACAUAUAAUAAUAUCAAUGGCGAUGUUCCACCUGAAUGGGGGAUUGAACUUUACUUAGAAGGAGCAAUUAUUAAUUACGGUCCUUGGGCAGACAGGCAGCGUGCGGAAAUACAGCGGGUGUUUUUUCCAAGUCUGUGCAAAGAUGCUUCUCCUGCCGAGAUGAUUGAGCCUGGUGAAUACAGAGUCCCAACACAGUUCAAACUUUACAUCGAGCUUGACCACGAGACAACGCUUCGAGUGCCAAUUAGAGAGGAAUCAAAAAACUGGAAAUGGACAAAGCAAGCAGACACCACGGGUGCCCGCCAAACUGAACGGAAACGGACUAGUAAUAGAGGUCGCAGGAGGAAAGAUGAUAAGGGCUCCAAUGGGCCUGAGGUCCAGGUUCGUCCGUUUGGUUGGCUUGACAUUAAGGUUGGCGCAAAUGCGACAGUUCGGUACCUUAUGGAUAUGGUGGCGGGGGAGUCUGGAUUUUCAAAUAAGCUUCAAUUGGAUCUGCCUAACACGGAGAUCACUACCAGUGUCAACCACGGCCUGCUAUGGAGAUCUAGUGGUAAUGUUAUAAGCUGCGAUAUGUCCAACCCUUUGCAGUGGAAUGGCUUCCGAACAUGGAAGUUCGAUAUUGGUAGUCGCGGAUUGGAACUUUUCAUCUUGAGGGAACAUGUCUUCCUCCUCACAGAUCUUGUCGCUGACUGGGCUACUGGGCCGCCGCCGGAAUAUCUGACAUUCACGCCAUUUCGGUACUUGGUGAAUCUCAAUCUUCAAGGGUUUAAAAUCUACCUCAACGUCAAUGAUUCCAAUAUAAUCAAUAAUCCUGCCGAUUUUGACGACAAUACCUUUAUCAUCAUUUUCGGAGAGUCGCUUAUCGCAGACAUUUGCAUCCCAAUUGAUACCUUUCGGCCCCAUCGAAAUGAUAUAUCAUUUGAUGUUUUGGCUAAGCAGGGUGGACUGAACUUGCAUGUACCUCCAUGGAAUACGCAGGCGACCUUUGUUAACUCCACAGAAAUAGCCCAACUCGACACAUUAAAACUUGGUGGGAAGUAUCAGUAUUGUGCAACUACUUCGUCCAGCAAUACUGAUACACUUAUACUUGAUGUGUAUGGUAAUGGGGCUACAGCUCAAUUCUACGGCUUCGUUUUACGAUAUUACCUUAAGGUGAAAGACAAUUACUUCGGCGAUGAUAUCCACUUCAGAACCUUGGAGGAACACCAAGACGCCAUUCGUAUAAAAACCGCUAGCAGUCAAGAAGCCACAAAUGUUCAACCUCACAAGAAGAGCAAUGAUUUAGACGUGAUCUUGAGCGUAUCUGCCGACGAAUCUAGUGUAAUUUUACCCGCAAAUUUGUAUUCCGCAAAGAGCCAUGUGCGCAUAGAUAUUGCGACACUAGCUGCUGAUCUUCGCUUCACUAACUACUACAUGGACUUGGAUGUAGAGCUGAGCACAUUAGCCUUCUCCUUGGGUACGGAGAAUGAUGGUAGAAUGUCCGUUGUGAGCGCAACGUCUGGAACCCAACUUUUCGUGGACGGUCUUAACAUCUCAGGCAAUCGACUUUUUGGUCUACCUCCUACUGAACCGACUUAUGUCUGUAAUUGGGAUUUUGGAGUAGGUGCAAUAACUGGUGAGUGUACAAGUGACUUCUUUGUGCGAUUACUUGGAGGGGCGAAGGCGCUUGCAUUUUCCUUUGAUGAUGAUGAAAAUGCUCUACCACUCACUGCUGAGUUACUGUUGCACGACGUAACUUUUCUUCGCGCCUCAGUCGAUUCUAUUCGCAUUUGGAUACAUGUUGAAGAGGCAGCCUUUCUAUUUUCUACCUCUAAGAUCACUCUCAAUUUUGACGAUUGGGCUGGAUCUCAUUAUUCCAAAAAACUGGAUCUUCAAAUACCAAACUUGAACAUUGGCUGCGUUGAUGCGGAAUCAGCUUCAAGGCACAGGUCAAGAACACAACAUCCUGUGGAGACGCACGGCCUUGUCCAGACAACCAUCUCCUUUGGAAUGAUCCAGAAGAAGCUUGCAUUUGUGGAAGAUCGCCGGUUGCAACAAGAGCACUUAAGACGCCAUGAUAGAAGAACACACAGAACCGACUUCCUCUUACAUGAUUAUGUUACGACAGAUAUAGACCGAGACAAUAUCGACCCGCCUGCUAUGUGUGUUCCACCAAUGCCCCCUCCAAUCUCCUGCAAUGAUGGUCUUAGUCAAAACAGGUCAUUUACUUCUGAAUUGUCCUCCAAGGUAUCGUCGGUGCGCAGGAAUCGACCUAGGACGGGGCUUAAGAGUUCGUUCUUGACCGCUUCUAGUUCAAGUUUAAGAAGCGAUCGGAGCAUUGUUCGACCUCAUUCAUUCAAUAAUGAGGGAGCAUCGAUUUCGGCUUCCCGUUCUAGAAGUAGACAGGCCGGUCAAUCUCAUCUCAGAGAUCUUUCUGUCUCAACCGGUCGUCAAUCUUCAUUCUAUAGUGCCGUCGGCGAGCCCAAAGGCCUCCCACCUUCCAGCGUCACCUUCUCAAGCUCCUACAUCGCACCAUACUUUCCACUCGCGGCCGUAGAACCAGACCUUAAGGAUCUCCCCGUUCUGGACCCUGAAACCCAAAACGACAAUGCCAUGAAAUCACCUCGCAUGAAUCUAGGAGAUAUACAGCCAGAUCGAGUUGGUCAAGAUGCGACGCACGUCAGCUUUAUCGUGGAAAUGCCUUGUGGCAUCAAGGCAGUGCUCAACCCGAAGGCUGUAGGAGCUGUUGCGGACCUACUUUCAGCAAUACAACCUGUAGAUCCUAUUGAUAUGAUAGAUGAUCUACAGAUCAGUUCUAUUGGUGAAAUAUUUGGUUUGGAGAAAAAAGACAAAACGAAUGGCGAGAUUCUCGAUAUAGCUUUGCGGACUCCAGGCAUAUGUCUUCGCUUCUUAAAUUCACCAGAUGUGCAUGACUCAAGCACUGGUGAGAAUGAUAUGCAUGAUCAGUAUGACCUCUCUUUUUCGCAGCUUGCAAUUACUGCAAGAAAUGAAACGACUGGAACGUCGAAUGUCCUCGCUGCCCAAUCAGAUCGGCAAUCCUCUGCGAUACAUUUAUCCCUCGGCUCUGCUGUUGUCGCCGCCAAGGAACGGUUUGGCGAUCUGAACGAUCCACAAGCAGCCGUCAACGCCAUCUUUGAGGAUGUCGUGUUUUGGGUUGCUUCUGGCAAUAACACGGCGGCAAAUGUGAUAUUCAAAACUAUUGAGGUCAAUACUGCUAGCAGCAAGAUCGAAUACCUUGCCUCAUUGGUUCAUCGCACCAAUGUCCUCGCUGAUCGUGUAGCUGAGACAUUUACAUCUAGGCUAAGCCAGCAACGUAAUCGCCUCCAGCUUUUUACAUAUCUCGUUGCAACAGCAGGGGAACAUGCAACAGACCCAUUGUUUUUGACAAGGCCGGCUUAUGUCCUCCGGAGUGCACAAAAACAUUUGAGAACUCAUGAUUCCUGGAAAGUGAUUGCUCGGCUUCGACAUAUGUAUUCCAUUCUUGGUACAUCUGCACAGCUCGAUAUCAUGAACCGUUGCGCAAAUAAUGCAGAAAGUGUGCCCAAAGAUGCUGCACAGCGAGUCAUUGCCAGCUUUGCUCAAUGGAGGAGCUGGGAUCUCACUAACCUCUCCACCUGUGUUCUCAUGAGUAAUGUUUUUGGUCUUGCCAAGGAGAGUGCUACCACAGCUAUCGCGGAAGCACCAAGCAUAAACGUAUCAUUUAGAACAGAGCUUGUAAGGCUUGUGAUUGAUCCAGGCCCAAAGCAGAAUGAGAUUGCAUUGUCUUCUUUAACGGCUAGUGCGUCAGUCACAACUACGUCUUUUCCCAUUGCGCCCGAACUGUCUGCUUCACAGAAUCAUUCGAAUGCAGACACUAUACAGAAUACCGUCCUACAUGUAUUUUGUGAAGAUGUAUCAAUCAAUCUGAAUUGGGAGCUGUGUGAGCUCGCACAAGAUAUUUUAAGAUUAUAUCAGCAAAGUGAGUCGAAGGUACCAGUACCAGAAAAACCUUCGCCAAUCACGCUAGCUCGCCCGAAAGUAAAACCAAAGGAGAAUCUUCAGAUCGUGAUUGCAACAGAUAAAGGCUCUAUCACUUUAGACACAAUCAACCUUAAAGCUGUUUCCAUUAGUAAAGGCUUGAAAGUCUCCAUCGUUCUAACAGAGGAAAUCGCCAAUACGACUAUGUUGAAUGUCAUGCUCGCCGCAGAAGCUGUCACCUCAAAGUUCCAGAGCCAUUCACAGCCACUAAGUCUAUACCAGUUGCGAAAUCCUAGUGUAUAUGCCUCAUAUGAAAGUUCAAUGUUCAACGGAAUUCCUAUGAACGUUUUCAAAGUUGCGGCAAAUUCGCAAGAGUUGUCAUUCAUAGUCCAGCAAGAUAUCGUGGCACUCAUUGAAGUCCUAGACCUAGUAAUUGGAGAUGAAGUCGCCCAGCUUCACCGUUUAGUGACGAAACUGCCAACAGCUAAACGGCCUAGGUCACCAUCGAUUGUAUCGCCACCCAGCGUUCAAGAACGAAAGCCGAUCAAUAAAAUCCACCUAGCACUGUUCCUCGAUAUGUAUCAAAUCAGCAUACCUCUGAUACAAUCUUUGACCUAUACUAUUUCAGGUAUUAUCGCUAGGGCCUCCUUGGCUGCUCAGAUUGGGUCCGAAAUUGUUUUCGAUUUCGAUAUUAAGGAUCACUCACAUGAUUUUCAAACAACGCAAAACGAUAAAAAGCAAAGUAUUUCGUUGUUGCAAAUGCCGCCAACGAACGGCCGUAUAGUUAGCAGCAUGUCUGAGGAAGAGAAUAGGAUUUCAAUAUUUGCUUCCGUAGAACCCAUAGAGAUCGAUGCAGCUGCUCUUCAUACUCUCUCGACUGCUCUCAAUCGGCCAGAGAUAUCCAGCGUCGUCUCAGAUAUUCGCGACGAUAUAAAAGCAGUACAAGCACAUGUUGAAGAAAUAUUCGACACAAGCGGCAGUCCAGUACCUGCUUCACCCUCAAAAGUCGGCCCUGCCCUUAUUUACGACGCUCACCUGACCUUUGCAGGCUUGGAUAUCUAUGCAAAUGCGGAACCGUCGCGAGACGGGAAAACAACGGCAAAGUUGGGAUUCAAUGUUGAAUGCAUGCAACUUCUAGUUGCUAACAGGCUGGAGACACGUGGGCCAACAUAUGAGUUUCCGGAGAUUCAUAUCAAUCUGCACCGCAUAUUGUUCGAAUUAUCUCGUCUCAACAACGGGAAUAUGGAACCCUGCGGGAAUCUCGCAUUUGCUGCUUUCUUGACUGCCACGAGCAAGAAGAACGAGAUUGGGGAUGACGUGAGAUCGUUCAACCUUACGAGUAAUGGCCUUGAGAUUAAUCUUUUCGCCGAAACUGCAUCUUCCGUGGUAGAGGUCAUGGGUCAUUUGCAAAAUAAAAUCAAAGAUAUUGACUUUACGCGCGAGAAACAAUAUUUCAAAAAAUUUCGCAAGUCAAAACCAAGGAUUACAGUUAACGACGAGCCUAAAGAUUACGAUAGUGUCGCGGCCUCAACCUCAACCGUUAUGUUCGCCUCAAUGUACACUCUUGAAUUGCUCAAUAUCCAAAUUAGCUGGUUAGUUGCCAAGGCAGAAAAUGAUCGCGUCUCACACUCUGAAAAAGAAAACUUGGUUCUGUCAUUGAAGCGAGUUCAUCUGUCGACAAGAAAGGAGAAUUCUGCUCGGCUUACGAUAGAAGACUUACAACUGCAAAUGGUGCCCUCUUCACAUGAUAAAAUCCAACGGUCACUUAAUUCAGCUUUGUUGCCAGAGGUAAUCUUUAAUGUUGGAUAUAUUUCUGGACAGAAUACUCGUAGGUUAGCUUUUCAAGCGGCAGGAAAAUCCCUUGAUUUGCGACUGACUUCUCGAUUCAUCAUACCUGCCGCUGAACUUCAGCGAUCAAUAGGAUCUGCUGUGGAAUUGGUACGGGUAGCAUCAGCUACCUGGAGCACAAGCUCAUCACUAACACUACCAUCUCCAACGCUAGACAACAAGAGACAACCCUUCUUUGGUAAGAAACGGAUGGAAUCUCUACUGGUGGAUGCAGAUUUUGCUGGAGCUGUUGUAUAUCUGUCAGGUAAGAAAUUGACAGAGAGCACACAGCCAAAUCAAGCAGGCAUCGCGAACCAAGGGGCCCAGACCGGGAGAUACGGGCAAUUUACUCACACAGAUGCGGGCAGCAGCACAGUGUUACGCGCGCCUGGCCUAGCUUGGAAGGUGGAGUACACAGAUAAUGGUCUAGAUGACCCUUCCUUGAAUGCUGAGGUGAAGGUCGAUGCUUCCACAAAUAUACUCUAUCCGUCCGUAGUCCCUCUUAUUCUAGAGAUAUCUUCCUCUGUCAAAGACAUUGUAAGUGAAGAUGGCAAGGAUAAGAAGUUGGUGCCGAAACCGUCACCUCAAAAAUUCAUGAGCUCCGACGACGACAACAUAUUAGCAGCCGAUCCGAGUACUGUUCUCGGCCGCACCAAACUUAAUUUAGGACUUAGAAUUUGUAAGCAAGAGUUCACCCUUAGCUGCCAGCCUAUAGCACGCGUCGCUGCCAGUGCUCGAUUUGAUGAGAUUUACAUGACGAUUAAUACGGUCCGUUCCACCGAGCAUGGCCAUUUCUUCGCCGCAUCUGUCGCUUUUACGAGGCUGCAAGCUUCAGUACAGCAUGUCUACUCCAGGGAGUCUACUGGGAGUUUUGAUGUCGAAUCAAUCUUCCUAUCUCUGAUGAAUAGUAAGCAUGUGAGUGGCACCAGUGGAUUGUCUGCAAUAUUGAAAAUCAGUCCCAUGAAGGUCUUAUUCAAUGCCAAGCAAUUACAAGACUUUCUACUUUUUAGAGAGAUCUGGGUGCCCCCAGAGAUGCGCGAAGGCUCUACAGCUCCAGUAUCGUCACCUGAUAACUCGCAAUCGUCAACGUUCCUCGUGCAGAGAUACCAGCAGGUGGCAGCUACUGGUGCCUUCCCUUGGAACGCUACAGUCUCUAUCGCCGAGCUUGAUGUGCAAUUGGAUCUUGGUCAGGCUAUUGGCAAAUCCGCCUUUGUCAUAUCCAACUUUUGGAUCUCAUCGAAAAAGAACUCGGACUGGGAGCAAAAUCUAUGUCUUGGCUUUGAUAAAGUCGGGGUUGACAGCUCCGGCAGGAUGAGUGGAUUCGUGGCGCUUCAGGAUUUCAAAGUACGUACCUCGAUACAAUGGCCAGCACGCGAGAAAGCCUUGAAUCAAACACCGCUGGUACAAGGCUCUUUGGGUUUCAGCCAGCUACGAGUCAAAGCUGCUUUUGAUUAUCAGGCUUUCUUGGUCGCGGAUAUCAGGUCUUUCGAAUUCCUCAUGUAUAAUGUUCGCAAUGGCUCCCAAGCUAAGGGUGAUCGGCUGGUUGCCAUUUUAGAUGGGGAAGCAGUACAAAUAUUUUGCACCGCAACAACGGCAGCACAGGCGCUUGCACUCUAUCAAGCCUUCCUGAGACUUGCCCAAGAGAAAAAGAGUAAUUAUGAAACGUCCCUGUCGGAAAUCGAAAGAUACAUAAAGCGUAAAUCAGUAUCGCAGACGAUGCCACCUCAAUCCAAAACACCCUUGAUUGAACCGAAAAUAGAAAAAUCGAAAAUACCAGUCUCGUUACACACUGAUGUGAUCGUCACACUGAAAGCCUUGAAUGUAGCGGCAUUUCCCAGCACAUUCUCAGACCACCAAGUCUUCAAGGUCGAGGCACUCAACGCACAGGCAAGAUUUGCCGUAACCAUGGAUCAAGGAAAAAUCCACAGUAUCUUGGGUCUCACUCUUGGUCAGCUCCGAGUCGGGCUUGCUGGAGUGAAGCAAGUUGAGGCCCCAAAGUCUGUUAGCGAUCUUUCUGUGGAAGAUGUGGUUGAAAGUGUCACUGGAUCUCGGGGAGGCACUAUAUUAAAAGUUCCCCAAGUCGAGGCUACGAUGCAAACCUGGCAAAUGCCUGGCUCCAACCAUAUUGACUACAUAUUCAAAAGCUCCUUUGAAGGGAAAGUUGAGGUUGGAUGGAAUUAUUCUCGUGUCAGCUAUAUUCGUAGCAUGUACGCAACACACACCAAGGCUCUCGCGCAACGACUAGGGAAGCCUCUCCCACCAUCAGCCCUAAAGAUCACCGGUGUACCAAAUGCAGAAGAUCCAAAAAGUAAGGAAGGCAAGCAACAAAAGAUCACAGCCGAAGUCAACGUUCCUUUGUCGAAAUAUGAAUAUUCAGCACUAGUACCUCCAAUCAUAGAGACACCUCUCCUUCAGAGUCUGGGUGAAGCGACGCCACCAUUAGAAUUUUUUGGGUUACAACGAGAACGACUUCCAAAUCUUACACAUCAAAUAGUGAUUGUGGCGCUGUUAGAAUUGGCUGGAGAGGUAGAGGAUGCUUAUGCAAAGAUUCUAGGGUCCUCUUGA